Molecule: messenger RNA, 1551 nt
Organism: Eruca vesicaria subsp. sativa (arugula)
Lineage: Eukaryota; Viridiplantae; Streptophyta; Magnoliopsida; Brassicales; Brassicaceae
Source: the annotation of a GenBank genome assembly
AAAAAAGAGAGUUUACAGCUCAUGAUGAUGUCGUACAGUUGACACUCCCAAAACUUCCAAGAAAAGCAUCAGAUCCAAUCUUCCUCUCCCUCAAUCAUUUUCUCUAGCUAGAGAAAGAAAGUUAAGCUCAGUGAAGAAACCAAUGGCUAUAGAUGAUCGACCUCCCCUUAGCCGCAGAAUCCGUUUCCUUCUUCUCGCCUGGCUCCGCCGUACUCGCUCCGGUAGAAUAGAGUUUGUGAGAAGAUUCGGAUACAAGGAACUCGUGAAAGCAACAGAAGGUUUCCGUAAGGUUAUUUACACCAACUAUCACGGUUCUGCAUACACUGCCAAAUUCAAAGGUGGUGAGGUUGCUUUGGUCAAAGAACUCAAGUCUCUCGAUCUUGGACGUGAGAGGUUUUAUGAGGAAGUUCAGCUCUUGGGACGCUUACGUCACCGCCAUCUCCUCACGCUUCGCGGCUUUUGCACCGGACCCAAAAGGCUGCUAGUGUAUGACAAUAUUGAAAAUGGAAGCUUGAAAGAACAUCUCAAUGAUCCUCUGAAGACUCCUUUGAACUGGAAGACUCGUAUCCAAAUAGCCAUUGGGGUCGCAGCUGCAUUAGAAUAUCUGUUAAUCUUCAGCAGUAGUGAUGCACAGAUCUAUGAUGUUUCCGUGAACUCAUGUAACAUCAUGCUGGAUCAAAACUUCACCCCCAAAAUAACAGACAUCCGCAUCAACAGACACACACAAAGCCAUCCUAAAACAACCAAUGAUGCUUGCUCUGAAGGAUCAUGUGCGGAUGAAGAAUGUGGAAACGUGAUAUUCCAGCUAGGAGUGUUGAUGUUGGAACUGAUAACAGGACAAUCAUCAGACAGACAAGGCGAAGACUUGAUCGAAUGGGUACAACACUCUUGCAUUGCAAACUCCAUUGAUAAGAUGAUUGAUCCAGAUCUUGGCAACAGUUACAACUCUAGAGAACUUCAGAAAGUUCUAGCCGUGGCUCGACUCUGUAUUAAGUCGAGGUACGAGCCACCUUCCUUCUCAAUAACACAUGUAUACCGGUAUCUACAGAAGAAGAUCGAUGUUGCAUCAUAAAUAGUAGUUCUCUUCCAGAUGUAAUAAUAGCUUAAUAGAGUGGUAAGCAUUGUACUAGUCUUGUGUUGUUUCUUGAUAAAGCUUCAUCAGCAACCCUAUACAACUUAUGACAUAUAAAGCAUUCUCUAUUAACUAUAGCUAGAAAUUAUUUUGGUGAAAAACUCUUGAUUUUGCUCAUUGAAUUGCUGGAGGAGAGGACACAAUCUCAAGAACUAGAAAAGUUUAUUCAAAGAACAAAAACAAAAUUUGUAGCAAGAAUUUGGACAAAGUCUAUAAGAUCCAAAAAAUUAUAAAAAGAAAAUUAAAAAAGGCGCAAAUGUUGGAUAGCACUAAAAUGCGCAUGUAGAUCACUGCUGAGCACAUUGAACACCAUGACCACCGCCUGGGCCUUCUUCUUCAUCAUCGUCAUCAUAAGCCUCUCUUUGUGUUUGAGCCUUCCUUUUCAUCUCAGCUUCCAUGUUCACAUCAUGCAGCGUCGC